AUACAUUUUGGAAAAAUACUUUAUACUUCAAUUAUUAUAUAUUGUUAACAUAUGAGUAACAUAUAACCCACCGUACGUACAACUCAUGUGAAAUCGGUACAUCACGAUGUUUAUUAUAUUAUAUUAUAAUCAGAUAUUACUACUGUUGUAAUAAACGAAAUUAUAACACAAAUAAUAUAUGAAAAUCAAACUAUCCACCAAUUCGACGUUACAAUAUCAAUGUAUUAUUAAAGUGAAACAUAACAAUUAUCAGUAAGUAGUAUGUCCCCAUAUAUCAAUAUGCAUAGAGCCACCUCAUUAGUAAAAACUGUUAAUUAGCUAUUAGGUCCCACCGAGUUAAUCCACCAGCGAUAUUAACAUGAAGUACGAUCAUAUAUAAACCCAACUGGUGUCGGUCAAAUGUAUCAGUCGUCUUCGAUCAAACUCCACAGAACAUAGUACAUAGUCAUACAUACAGGAGACUUACGAAUAAUCAAAAAUGGCAUACAAGAUGUUCUCCACCGGUCUAGUAGUGCUCGCCUUUAUCGGUAUGACCUUGUGUCAACAACAAUUGCAUCAAUUAACCACCGGUUUACCGUCACAAUACCAGCCAUCAUCCAUGUCACAAGGGUCCUACCCGGUGUCUUCGUCGGCUGUCCCACAGGCGCAUGGCAAAUACGGUGAAAUCGAAAGUCAAUCUGAAAAACUAUCGGCUCCAAUUAUGUCAGUCCCUCAACAAUCACAGGCUUACCAAAAUUUUGAACAACAACAGCAUUUUGCUCAAUCAUACCAGGCACCAUACGAAAACGCUGGAGCGCAGUACUCGAUCGGCGCACCAAACUCUUACCACAGCCCCCACGCUAGUCAACGGUACUACGUGCCAGACACUCAACAGUCAGCUGAACCUCAAUACAAUAAUAAGGAAUCGUAUCCGGCUGCCUUACCUGCAGUCAUCCCAGAACAAGUUCAACCCGAGUACAAACAACAAUUCAUCGCCCCGACUGAAAAUCAACAAGACAUUGCUUACACCAACGCUGCUCAUGCUCAAUACGAAUACAAACAACAGUUCGCCAACCUAGCUCAAGCUCAAGCAGAGUAUAAACAACAAUUUGCUGCUCUCGAACAGGCUCAACUCGAGUACAAACAACAAUUCGCUGAUCUCGCCCAAGCUCAACAAGAUCUUAAACAACAGUUCGCCGCACCAGCUCAGGCUCAACAAGAAUUGAAACAACAAUUUGCCGUGCUUGCACAAGCCCAACAAGAACAUCAGCAACAGUUUGCCGCUCUUAGCCAAGCUCAAAAAGAAUACAAAGAACAGUUCUCCGCUCUUAACGAGGCUCAACAAGAACUUAAACAACAGUUCGCUGCCCCAACUCAGGCUCAACUAGAGUACAAACAACAGUUCGCCGACCUUGCACAGGCUCAACUGGAGUUCAAAAAACAGUUUGCCGGACUCAUUCAGGCUCAACAAGAACUUAAACAGCAGUUAGUGGCCUCAGCUCAGGUCCAACAAGAAAACAAACAGCGGUCCAACGGUCCAGCUCAACCCAGACAAUACCAAGGCCGUCAAGAAUACAGACAACGAUUUUCCGCUCCAACGCCCGCCUAUCAAUACGUCCAAAAAUCAGCCACUGCCACCAGUCCAGUCAAUUACUCAAACGUCGCCCAGUACCCAGCCACCCAAUUCAAAGCACAAGCAACCGCAGUUGUUCGCCCGAAAGUCCAGUACGCCACCAUUCCACAACAAUACCAACAACAACAGUACUACUACACAAUUCCUGUCGCAGAAGUCGCCGUCACCGAACAGCCACGCGUCCAACAGACAACCGCAAGCCAAUCGUCGUCCGGAGUGAUCAUAUCUACCACACCAAUCCCGUCGGUGGUCUACAAAUCUGAACCAACACCAACAACUCAACAACUCAAAGUCGCUCAAAACAAUCUCAGAUCCAUCGUCGCUUAAAAGUCGCACUUAUUUACAGUACAUUAUAUUAUUUAUUAUAUUAUUUCGGCAUGUAUUUAGAGUAUAAGUAUUUAUUUUCAAGAAUAUUUCCGCACACUUCAACUGGCAGGUUUUUACUUUGCAAUGUGUUGUAAGUGUUAGCGCGUUUAUUCCAUUAAAAAAAAAAAAAAUUAUUCAUUAAAAUGUUUGUAUUU
Molecule: messenger RNA, 2133 nt
Organism: Aphis gossypii (cotton aphid)
Lineage: Eukaryota; Metazoa; Arthropoda; Insecta; Hemiptera; Aphididae
Product: transcription factor sma-9-like
Exons: 2
Coding region: 479-1939 (486 amino acids)
Source: RefSeq, a predicted model, not a curated record